CCGCCUAUAUCAUCCAGUCUCCACUAUCACCACAACCACCACCGCGUCGCCAUCACAAUGUCGACGGUAGAGAUGGAGCAGCAGCGGUCAGCGAAGAAGCGGUGCCCGCUGCGGCGGUCGCGGAAGGGGUGCAUGAAGGGGAAGGGCGGUCCGGAGAACCAGGCGUGCGCCUUCCGCGGCGUCCGCCAGCGCACCUGGGGCAAGUGGGUCGCCGAGAUCCGCGAGCCCAACCGCGGGGCCCGCCUCUGGCUCGGCACCUUCCCCACCUCCCUCGAUGCCGCCCGCGCCUACGACACCGCUGCCCGCUCCCUCUACGGCGACUGUGCCCGCCUCAACCUCUCCUCCUCCCCCUCCCCCUCCCCCUCCCCACCCAACCUCUCCUCCUCCUCCACCUCAAACUUGUCCAAUUUCUCAACCACCACCACCGAUGAUUCAUCCCAAGUAUGCGUCUCCGCCGAAUCAACAACGCCGAUGAUCGCCGGUGACAUUUUAUACGGCGCAAGCUUACGGCUCGACGACUUCGAGGACUACGUGUCCAGUCUGCCGAAGCCGGAGGACUUCGGGCUCGAGGCUUUCCACGACGUGCCGCUGUUGGGCGAUGAAUGCUUCGGUUUCUGGCCACCGUCGGAGCAGGAGCAGGACGCCAUGGCGAAGUUUGAGUCGCUGCGAUCGCCGUGGAUGUAAUUAUAUUCCAAAAAUCUGUGUCUAAUCGGUAAAUAAAUGACUGUGCGUGCGCAGUAAACGAGUAAUUAGAUCUAGAGAUAGAAACUGAAACAGAACAAUGCAAAAUAUACUCAUGUUUUUAGAUAAGAAAGCAAUAAAGCUUCUUCAC
Molecule: messenger RNA, 832 nt
Organism: Zingiber officinale
Lineage: Eukaryota; Viridiplantae; Streptophyta; Magnoliopsida; Zingiberales; Zingiberaceae
Product: dehydration-responsive element-binding protein 2C-like
Exons: 1
Coding region: 58-684 (208 amino acids)
Biological process (GO): response to stress; positive regulation of DNA-templated transcription
Cellular component (GO): nucleus
Molecular function (GO): DNA-binding transcription factor activity; transcription cis-regulatory region binding
Source: RefSeq, a predicted model, not a curated record